AUGGAUGGUGCUAAGCCGGUUUCAACACCUAUGAGUAAGGAUGUUGUGUUACCCACAGCUGGCUCUGUUGAAGUUUUGGAUGUCACUCAGUUUAGGAAGCUCGUUGGCUUGUUGCAGUACUUGUCCAUCACGUGUCCGGACAUUGCGUAUGCAGUUAACCGUCUAUCUCAAUUUAUGCAUGCCCCUGGUGCAGUUCACUGGCAGGCUGCGAAGCAUUUGCUGCGAUAUUUGAAGGGUACCUGUCAUUAUGGAUUGGUGUUACGUCGCUCUACAGGUCUUCAGUUAACCGCUUUUGUUGAUUCUGUUGGGGUGCCUCGGCCUCUUACUCUGUUCUGUGAUAAUAUAGGAGCCACUUAUGUUUGUCGGAACCCGGUGUUUCAUUCUAAGAUGAAACAUCUUGCUUUGGAUUAUUUUUUUGUGCGUGAAAAGGUGGCUGAUGGUUCUUUGUAUGUUUGUCAUACUCCUUCAAAGUCACAAAUUGCAGAUGCUCUUACCAAACCAUUGGGUCGUGCCAUGUUUCUUCCUUUCCGGUCCAAGCUGGGUGUCUCCAAUGGAUCCACCAUCUUGCAGUGGCGUAUUAAAGACUAA
Ipomoea nil (Japanese morning glory) is the source of this 588-nucleotide messenger RNA. RefSeq lists its product as uncharacterized. NCBI's taxonomy places the organism in Eukaryota, Viridiplantae, Streptophyta, Magnoliopsida, Solanales, Convolvulaceae. The record is from RefSeq and is a predicted model, not a curated record. The transcript is spliced from 2 exons. Bases 1 to 588 code for a protein of 195 amino acids.